Messenger RNA from Toxotes jaculatrix (banded archerfish), 2449 nucleotides. RefSeq names its product kinesin family binding protein. The record is from RefSeq and is a predicted model, not a curated record. The transcript is spliced from 13 exons. NCBI's taxonomy places the organism in Eukaryota, Metazoa, Chordata, Actinopteri, Toxotidae. Gene Ontology annotation, molecular function: protein binding.
AUGGCGGUAGCGCAACAAAAAGGACCCAGUUGCAGCUGAACGACGACGAAGAAGAGCAACAUGGCGUCAGUGGGAAGUGGUGAGUGGAGAGCUAUCUGCGACAAAUUCACCGACGCCCAAAACCUUACGGAGGUAGAAUCACGAAAUGACCCGGAAAAUGACCCGUUCCGCUCCAAAUACAAGGCAAGGGAGCUCCUCAAGGAGAUAUACUGCUCGCUGAAGUGUUUUGAAGCUGGCGAAGGAGAUGAGGACAGCGGCGGAGAGAGCGCCGACCAGCAGCCGGCAGAGCAGCUGGUGGACGGGCAGAGGGAGGACGGGUUCGGUCAGGGCGUCAGCGGCGACUCGCCAGCCGGGCUGCGGGCCGCUAAACUCGCGGCUGUUGAAUACUAUCUGGGCGUCAACCACGUCGACACAGAGGAGCUGUCAGCCGGACAGGAGCAUCUGAUGAACUGCAUGAAACUGCUGGAGAGAUGCAGGGUGUCGACUGAGAAUGUGUCUCUGUGCAUCCAUGUCAGGAACCAGUUGGGCAUCCUCUGGGCGGGACGGGAAGAGACGGAGACAGCUCAGGGAUUCCUUGAAACAGCAGAAUCCAUCUACCAACGUUAUAUGAAGGAGGAUGGGAGUCCUCCCACUGACAUCACAGAGUACUUUACUGCCAAAGAAAAACUGCUGACACAUCAGGAAAGGACCAAGAGGUUUGAGUUGGCCUACACCCAUACCAUGUACUACCUUGCUCAAAUCUAUCAAAAGCUUGGUGAAACUGAGCGUGCUGCCACCUACUGUCACAGUACCCUGCAGAGACAGUUGCAGUUAAAUCAGUUCAGUCCAAUGGAGUGGGCACUGAACGCUGCUACACUAUCACAGUAUUACAUCACUAAGGGCCGGUACAUGGAAGGCAGACAUUGCCUCUCAGCAGCUACCGUCAUAUCAGGUUUGGCAGGAGAGGUUCCUUGUGAAGCUGCAGCACAGGAAAGUGAGGCAGAGAGUGAACGUAGAGAACAGCUCAGGCAAAAGAGAGCAGAGAUUGCGAGAUGUUGGAUCAAGUACUGUCUCAACCUCCUGCAGGAUGCUAAGAAGCUGCUAGAGGACAACAUUGGGGAGCUGGAUACUGAUCGUCAAGAAGAGAUGAAGAGAGCAAGAAGACAAGAGGAGGAGGAGGAAGAAAAGAACAGGAAGAGCGCUCUGCUGUUCGGCUCUGAAGAUAUCUUUGACUCCAUCACUAGCCAGGAAGAGAAGGUACGCUGUUUGUUCCCAUUGGACUUCACUGAGGCCAGAGCUGUAUUUCUAGUGGGACAGAAUUAUGUCACACAGGCAAAGGAGUACUUUCAGAUGGAUGGAUAUGUGACAGACCACAUAGAGAUCUUGCAGGAUCACAGUUCUCUGUUCAGGGCCCUGGCUUUCUUUGAAGAGGACCUGGAGCGGCGCUGCAAAAUGCACAAACGAAGAGUUGAUAUGCUAGAGCCAAUCUGCAAUGACUUGAACUCCCAGUACUACUUAAUGAUCCGCAGACAGUUGAUGUUUGAGUUGGCGGAGACUUACAAUGAAAUGAUGGACCUGAAACUGACACUGGCCAACAGACAAGCAGAUACGCAGUCGCUAGAUAACCACACCAUUAAGAAAUUCAACCACCUCUGCUCUGCCUCUGCCAAGUACUUCCAGAUGUUCCUAGACUCACUAUGUUCUCCAGAGGGUAAGCUUCCGGAGAAGCUGGAGGAGGAAGUGCUCAGGCCGGCUCUGGUGGCCCGCUUCAGAGUAGCCCGACUACACAGCCGGCUGAUCAGCUCUUCACCCCCUGUUCAGCUGGACAACCUCAACAAAUCUCUGGAAAACUACAAUUACGUGGUGCAGUAUUGUGAAGCCCACCCUGAGGCAGCGGCCGCUGUGGAGACGGAGCUGGAGCUGAGUAAGGAGAUGGCAGGCCUGCUCCCUCUCAAAAUCAACCGCCUCAAAGCAAGGAUGGCUGCAAACAACUGAAGGACGCUACUUUUCAUUAACUGAUUUGUUGGUGGACUAAUAUCAUUAAAUCAAUCCAGAUGAGAUGCUUAGUCCACAUUUACUAUCUUAUAGUCAGUGGACACCCCAGCGGUUAGAAAAACUGGAUGGCAGAUAUACUGACUUUCUUGCUUACUGUAUUUGUACUGGUGAUGGCCUCUUUUUUUUUUUUUGCAGUGAGCAUCCUGCUUUCACAAGACCUUUUAGCACAUUACACACUAUGCAUAUGUGCUUUCCUCUGUGUAGUAAAAAUGUGUGCUCAUUUUCAUUUUUCAUUUUCAGACAGCACUGAAAAUAUAUUCUGUUCAAAAUCAAUAUGAAAAUGUCUGUUUCAUUGUACUUAAAAAUAACUGAGAAAGAUAUCUUCAUGUUUUCAACACUUCAAAUUAAGUGUAAAUUGACCAGACCUGUUUGUCUCAGAAAAAAAAAAAAAAGUAAAUAAAAAAUUGCUAAAAUG